AUGUUCCAUGGAUUGCCAAGUGAAGACCCCAUUGACCACCUUGAUGAGUUUGAUAGGCUUUGUGAUUUGACAAAGAUCAAUGGUGUCUCUGAAGAUGCCAUCAAGCUGAGACUCUUUCCUAUGUCUCUAGCUGACAAAGCUCACCAAUGGGAGAAGAGCUUGCCCCAUGGCACAAUCACCACUUGGGAUGAAUGCAAGAAGGCCUUUCUUGCUAAGUUUUUCUCCACCGGUCGCACAGCCAAGCUUAGAGGAGAGAUAUCCAGCUUCAUCCAGCGAAACAAUGAGACAUUCGCAGAGGCUUGGGAGAGGUUCAAAGGCUACACAAGUCAGUGCCCACACCAUGGAUUCAACAAUGAAUCACUACUCUCCACUCUUUAUAGAGGAUGCUUGCCUAGGUAUAGGGAGAUGCUAGACACAGCUAGCAAUGGGAACUUCCUCAACCAGGAUGUAGAUGAUGGCUGGCAACUUGUGGAGAACAUAGCUAACUCAAAUGGAAGCUAUGGAGAAGAGUAUGAUCGCACCAACCGGAGCUCGACCCACCACUCGAUCGAGUCAGACGAAAAGUUGAGAAAAGAUGUUAAGGCAUUGAAUGAGAAGUUGGAUAAGCUGAUCCUAGCUCAGUCCACAAUGAAGAAAGUCAACUUUGUGUCUGCUGAGGAGAUGGAACCAGUCCAAGAAGGGGAGGAUACACAAUUUGCUGAGGUGUGCUACAUGAGCAAUGGGCAAGGAGGUUACAACAAAGGAUACUAUAACUACAAGUCCAACCCUGCCAUGUCAUACCGCAACACUGAUGUUGCUAACCCUCAGGACCAAGUAUAUCCUCAACAACAAGCAGCUCGAUCGAGUCAGGUGCCACAACAUGGGUAUGGUCAAAAGAACAAUUACCAAGGACCACAAGGCACUUUCCCUGGACAACAAAUGAAUAUCCCACCAGGCUUCCCCCACCAACCGCCCCAGCCUGCACCUUCACAAGAGAAUGAGCUCAAGGCAAUGCUAAAGCAACUACUUCAAGGGCAAGCUGAUGGGGUAGUGGACACAAGCAAGAAGCUAGCUGAAAUAAACUCUAAGAUCGAGAACCUCAACACAAGGGUUUACUCUCUGGAGAAUCAUGCUUCUUCUGUUGCUGCUGCUACAAAGCAAGGACAACUACCUGGUAAAGCUAUUCAGAACCCCAAGGAACAGUGCAAGGUCAUCUUCACUCAAGAAGGACUUGUUGAAGAAGAGGAUCAAGAAAGGGUCAUUGAAGAUUUUUGUUUACUGCUGAAUGAUGAAGAGAUUGUUGCUGCUGAGGCUCCUGGAGUCCAGAUUGAUCAACCAGAAGUGCAUGCACCUACUGUGGCCAUUCACACUUCACCAGUUGAGCUCCACGUUCUGAUAGACCACGAGCUGAUCGACUUGUUCAAGCCCCUUGUGUGCUUGAUGAAGAAAGCCUUCAAGCUUUGUUUGAUGAGCCACUAG
Microthlaspi erraticum is the source of this 1458-nucleotide messenger RNA. The record is from the annotation of a GenBank genome assembly. NCBI's taxonomy places the organism in Eukaryota, Viridiplantae, Streptophyta, Magnoliopsida, Brassicales, Brassicaceae.